CAACAGACACGCCAUCGCGACCGGGUUUAAAAUUCCCGUUGCCGCGCAGCCGCACUAUUGAUCCGCAGCCACGCAACCGGCUUGCGAGGAUGGCCACCAGAGGGCCCGAGGGGAGAGCCCCCCUCCCCUCGGCCGUGACGUCACCUUCGGACGACAACAAACCCCGUCCGGGAGGAGACCCGACACGCACGGACGACUAUCUCGAUUUCGAGGGCAACGUCCGCCCGAGGAGUGCUCACGGGGCGCCGAGUGCGAGUGAAGGGAAGGCCGUAGACGGGAGGGACAGGCGGAGGGAGGCCAAGAGGGGCCAGCGCGAGGAGACUCCUCAGGGGACGCGCAAAUUCAACAACUUCAACUACUGGCGGAAGAAACUGCCCGAUGUGACAAGGGAGAUCCAGUAUAUUCUCACGCCGAAGAGCGCGCGGCGGUCCCUGCGGAGGGACGUCAACGGCAACGAGGGCGACGCCUCCUUCAGCGCCUCGCCGGAGGCCAAGGCGGAUCCUCGAGAAGCAGGCCUCAGGGAGCGGCGGAACCUUGGCAGCCUCGCCGUCGGGAAGCCCUCCAAACACUCGGCCUGGGAGGAGGAGGACGAAUUAGAGGAAGAGGAAGGGAGGCGAGGAAAGGGCAAGGGCAAAGGGAGGCGCCCGGCCACCCCGCGCAGACACCACGCCGCCGCAGGCCUCGUUCCCUACGCCUUCGUCGAGUGCGCGGGCGAGUCGAGCACCGACGACUUCGAGUACAUCCCUGGGGCGGGUCGCGACGGCCCGAGGGUGGGGCAUGAGGCGCCCGACCGCCGGGGCGACCGCGGCGCCGACGACGACGAUGAGGAGGACGAGGAGGUCGCCGAGCUCGAGGACGACCACUUCAGGGCGCUAGCGGUCGACAGGCCCAAGUCGGGCUCCUUCAGUUACUACUCAGGGCUGGUCUCCGCUCGGCCCUUCGGCACCGCCCCGCGCUGCCCGACGUCGGGGAACUUCCUCACCGUCGACAACGCCGCAUCCGAGUUCUUCCGGCGGAGCUCGGCGCCCGUGGGGACCCUCAGUGACAUCUUGGGCAAGUUUCACGCGACCCGCAAGGUCCCCGGCAGCCCUGGAUCCUCGCCCUCGAGCGCGGCCGUCCUUGGCUUGCUCUCCAGGCUCUCCUCGGACGGAGACUUCAACCACAACAGUGAGGAGGACAUCUACUCCUCCAGAGGCAGUAGGACUCUAUCGGGCUUAGUCCCCUUCGAGUACGACACCGACGACAGCGAGGCGGAGGACAGCUACGACAUCAUGGGCAACAUACAAGGGGCCGAGGGGCGGCGUGCGGCCAAGGGGGACAAGCAGAAGGCCAAAGGCAAGGGCAAGCUGGCAAAGGGCAAGUCCCCCUCCAAAGGCAAGCUUCAGGGCAGCCGCGAUGCCCUGGACGACGUCACCACGCCUUCCUCCGUCAUGGCGGCCACCGUGGGCAUGACCCCGUCGCCACGCCGCCAGCAAGGCUCCUCCCCCGUCACCCCGGGGACACCUUUGGCCACGACGCCACUUGCGCCCUCCCCGCAGCACCCGAAGGCGCCUGCCUCCAUCGUCACGGACUCGUGGAAGCAGGCCAGAAAGAUCGAGGACGAGGGCUUGGGCGGCGGUACAGGCCAAGCACCCGUCGCCUUCGCCGAUUCCUCUUCCAGCUCCGAGUCUGUGUUCACGGAGGCGAGGAGUGGGGGUCCUGGACGCAACGGCAGCCUCCACGACGCCCUCACACCCGUAGGCGAUGACGCGGGCGGAGGUGCGGCCACACCCGUGUUUACCGAGACGCUAGACCUACCCAUUGAUGCCAUUAUGGGCGGAUACUAUUCCUCGAGCGAGACGUCUUCGGUGUGUUCCCGUCCGCCCACCGUCGCAGGGAAGGGAGGGUCUUCUUCAAGCCUGCUCGACGAAAAGAAAACGGGCCUUGAUGAUGUUGGGGAAACUACUCUAAAGAAAGAACGAGAGAAAACGGAGCGCGGGCGAGUUUCAUCGCCGUCAAAGAAAACGGCUCGGCGGGAGGGGGAGGAGGGAGGCGAGGGCGAGGGGGUUGAGGUGAGUGUGCCGGGGCAAGACCCCCCACCAGCGCGGACAGGUAGACACAACAACACACUCGGCGCUCAGUCAGAGUCCGCAGGACCGUCAGCGAGCAGGCAGCGCCUCGCAUCCCCCGUCGAGGUCGUCCUCCAGCCUUCGGUCGACACCUCCCCCGGCUCGCGCCCGAGCACCCGCACGCCCUCGAGAAGAAGAGAAAAGCCCUCAGUGAGUGAGAGUGUCAGUGAUAGUGUGACCGCGGCGGACGAGGAUGCGAUCCUGAGCCCCGCUGGUGUCGAUCUAGAGUUCAGUGUCUCGAGUGUUUACGAGGAGUGCGACGAAGGAGGCGAGCACGCGCGCCCGCAUCCACUGCGCUACGUGCCCUCUGCCUCUGCCAGUUACGAGGAGUCACUUGGCUCCUUCAUUUGCCUGGACCUCGAGUCCGAGGGCGGCCCGACCCGGCCGAGCGCGGGGGACACCCUCGAGGAUGAACCUGGAGGAGGAGAUGCAGACAGGCAGAGGUCGUUCUCCGCGGACGACCUCGACGACCUAGAACUCGAGGAAGGAGAGUGCUACGAGUACAGCGGCGAGGAGUACGAGGACGACAUGCCCCAGGCGUCGGGCGCGGGCAGGGGUCGGGGGGGUCAGGGGGCAGCAGUGCCUUCAGGGUGUCGCGGCAUCGCAAGGUGGAGCUGCAGCCCGCGCGCACGCUCCCCGCCCGCCCGCCGCCAACAACAACAACAACAACAACAGCAGCGGCAAGAGCAGGACCAACUCCGAAUCCUCCGGAAAGCGGCCUCUAUGCUUGGGUGGCAUAGAGAUGAAAAUGGUCCUCUGCCAUAUACCUAG
Messenger RNA from Penaeus vannamei (Pacific white shrimp), 2879 nucleotides. The record is from RefSeq and is a predicted model, not a curated record. NCBI's taxonomy places the organism in Eukaryota, Metazoa, Arthropoda, Malacostraca, Decapoda, Penaeidae.